Molecule: messenger RNA, 1859 nt
Organism: Notechis scutatus (mainland tiger snake)
Lineage: Eukaryota; Metazoa; Chordata; Lepidosauria; Squamata; Elapidae
Gene: USP39
Product: ubiquitin specific peptidase 39
Biological process (GO): spliceosomal complex assembly; mRNA processing; protein deubiquitination
Molecular function (GO): cysteine-type deubiquitinase activity; zinc ion binding
Source: RefSeq, a predicted model, not a curated record
GCGGCGUCUUGGCGCCGGCGGAGAUGGCGGCGCGCGUCAAGCGGGAGCCCCGCAGCCCCCAGCCGUGGCCCGGCUGCCCGACGGCGGCGCCUCGCGGAGCGGUCGGCUGGGCGCGGGUGAAGCGGGAGCCCGCCGAGGAGGUCGCCAUCAAGCAGGAGCCCGACGAGCCGGAGGAGGAGGAGGAGGAGGACGGCGACGCGGAGCCCACAGUGAAGUACGGGCGAUUUGACCCAGAAGACCGCCGGAGCAGGCAUUGUCCCUACCUGGACACCAUAAACAAGAGCGUCCUGGAUUUUGACUUUGAGAAGCUGUGUUCGAUCUCACUCUCACAUAUCAACGUCUAUGCCUGCUUGGUGUGUGGGAAGUACUUCCAGGGUCGUGGCUUGAAGUCCCAUGCUUACAUCCACAGCGUCCAGUUCAGUCAUCAUGUGUUCCUCAACCUUCACACCUUGAAGUUUUAUUGCCUGCCAGACAACUAUGAGAUUAUUGACUCUUCUCUUGAGGAUAUCACUUAUGUCCUGAAGCCAACCUUCGCCAAGCAGCACAUCAGCAAUUUGGACAGGCAGGCCAAACUCUCACGCGCCUAUGAUGGCACCACGUACCUGCCGGGCAUUGUGGGAUUGAACAACAUCAAGGCCAACGACUACGCCAACGCGGUUCUCCAGGCGUUGUCCAAUGUGCCCCCCCUGCGGAACUACUUUCUGGAGGAGGAGAAUUACAAGCACAUCCGGCGCCCCCCAGGGGACAUCAUGUUCCUGCUGGUCCAGCGGUUUGGGGAGCUCAUGAGGAAGCUGUGGAACCCCCGGAACUUCAAGGCCCACGUCUCCCCCCACGAGAUGCUGCAGGCCGUGGUUCUGUGCAGCAAGAAGAACUUCCAGAUCACCAAGCAAGGUGACGGCGUGGACUUUCUUUCCUGGUUCCUGAAUGCCCUGCACUCUGCUCUCGGGGGCACAAAGAAGAAGAAGAAGACCAUCGUAACCGAGGUCUUCCAAGGCUCCAUGCGGAUAUUCACCAAGAAACUGCCACACCCCGACCUGCCUGCAGAAGAAAAGGAGCAGCUGCUCCAGAACGACGAGUACCAGGAAAAAAUGGUGGAGUCCACUUUCAUGUACCUGACCCUGGACCUGCCCACUGCCCCCCUCUACAAGGACGAGAAGGAGCAGCUCAUCAUCCCCCAAGUCCCGCUCUUCAACAUACUGGCCAAGUUUAAUGGGAUCAUGGAAAAGGAAUACAAGACCUACAAAGAGAACUUCCUGAAGCGCUUCCAGCUCACCAAGCUGCCUCCUUACCUUAUUUUCUGCAUCAAGAGGUUCACCAAGAACAACUUCUUUGUGGAGAAGAACCCCACCAUUGUCAACUUCCCCAUCACGAACGUGGACCUGCGGGAAUACCUCUCCGAGGAGGUGCAGGCCGUGCACAAGAACACCGUCUACGACCUCGUCGCCAACAUCGUGCACGACGGCAAACCUACCGAAGGGGCCUACCGGAUCCAUGUGUUGCAUCAUGGCACCGGCAAGUGGUACGAGCUGCAGGACCUGCAGGUGACCGACAUUCUGCCCCAGAUGAUCACGCUGUCUGAGGCCUACAUCCAGAUCUGGAAAAGGAGAGACGGCCAAGAGGAGAGGCCCCAGCAAGGGACGUGAAGGAGGAGCUGUGAGCGGCAGAGGCUGGUCGCUGCCUGGGUGGUUCGUGGGCGCCUGGAGGGUCCUUGUUGGCCCAGCAAGCGGCUCCUCUGGGCACCAGAAGCGCCACCCUGCUUCACCCUCCGUGGGGGGGUCGUCUUGCGGGGAGAUGGGCAUUAAACGUGCGUGCUGGUUUCCCCCCCCCAACCCGGCUGUUUUCCUGCUCUUCUCCCCCCC